CACCAAUCAAAGGAAAGAUGUUGGCUCUGUCAUGUGAUCAGCUGUGUCCAAUCACAGCUGAUCACAUGGGAUAUCUACACUGAUAAUCAGGGCAUGUAAUGAUCAGUGUUCCCUGAUGAUAAAUGUAGCCCCAUCAGUGCCACCUGUCAGUGUCCAUAAGUGCCAGCUGUCAGUGCUCAUCAAUAUCACCUGCCAGUGCCCAUAUCUGAGCCACAUCAAUGCCACAUAUCAGUGCCCAUCUGAGCCACCUAUCUGUGCUGCCAGUCAGUGCCACCUAUCCAGUGCUAUAACUGCCAGUCAGUGCCGCCUAUCAGUGCCAGUCAGUGCCGCCUAUCAGUGCCAUAUAUGUGUACUGCCUUUCAGUGCCCAUCAGUGA
Messenger RNA from Staurois parvus, 376 nucleotides. The record is from the annotation of a GenBank genome assembly. Lineage: Eukaryota; Metazoa; Chordata; Amphibia; Anura; Ranidae.